UGCCGGGACAGCAGCAGCAGCAGCAGCUCCCGGAGGUCACCGCCGCCAUCCUCGCCCACGUGCCCGCGAGCAAGUUUUUCACAUCAACUCAUCGUCAAGGAACAGCCCCGAGAGGAGGCCGCCGGAGCUGCUGGGUGACCAUGGCGAAGCACCGGAGCCCCUGUCCUCCCUCGACCCCCUCGACACCAUCUUCGUGAAGCACGUGCGGCCAGGCUCCUCCGCUCACCUGGCCGGCCUCAGAACAGGUGACCGCGUGGUGAGCGUGAAUGGUGAGAGUGUGGGGGCGCGCACGUACCAGGAGGUCGUGGCCACCAUCCACCGCUCCCCCCCCACGCUGCAGCUGCUGGUGGUGCCCCGUGAGCAGGACCUCCUCCAGCAGGUGUUUGGGGAGACUGCCCACAACCCCGAGAGUAACCUGGAUGUAAGAAUGCCAAGCCCCAGCCACCUGCCCCCCCAGCACCUCAUCCGCCACCCUCCUGGAGCCCCCCUGAACCAGCCUCCGCUUGGCGUCCCUCCACAUUACCCUGCCAGUCUUUCAUCCGCCUGGUCGUCUCAGUCGUCGCUCAACUCUGCCAUGUCGACCGGAGCUCACCCAACGCCCGUCAUCAUGGCUCAUCCUCCCUUCCACCAGCGUCCCCACCAGUCCCCCAAGUCGAUGCAGCCCCACGGGGCACACAUCCCCAUCCAUCCCCACCAGCAGUCAUCCCCUGCUGCCCCCACCAACCAGCCCACCACGCCUUACUGGCCAGGGUCAAGGAAGCACUCCCUGUCUGGUGGAGGAGAGAAGCAGUUGGUGUCUUCAGGCAGCAGGAAGCAGUCCUUGCCUGGGUCAGCAGACAGAAGGCAGGCUGUCCACACCAUUCAAAACACUUUAUCCGCUGUGCCUCUUCGUGUGCCUUCAAACGCAGGGAAGCAGACUCUCCUGCCCCCUAGUACAAAUACCCCCGGCGUGCACCCCAACGCUUCCUCCAGUGAGCCCUCCAACGCCUCUGUCUUUGGAGUCUACGAGCCCAUCCUGGACCGGGCGAUGGGGCGAGGCAGCUUUAGGGACAGCCGCCGGUUGGAGCGUGACCCAGACGGACGUAUCUACGAGGUGGUGCAGACCAGGGUCAUCGAGAGCAAGCUCAACAAUGCCAACAUGCAGGCCAGACAGGGCAGCGAGGCCACCCCCAAGAGCCACCAUGGAAGGAAGACCUCUGCUGGGGGAGAAGCCGAUGCCAAGAGGGUUCGUGUGCAGUCCCUGUCUCCACCACGCCUAAAGUCAGAUGGCAUCCCCAUGAGGAGCCUCAGCGUCCACACCCAGCCCGAGCUUGUGGAGGCUGGCCAGGGGCAAGAUGCCAAUCUGUAUGGCAGCCAACAGAGCAUCAGCAGCACAAAGAGUGAAGUUCUCAAUCACAACAACACUAAGAAACACAAUAUGUAUGCGAGGAGAAGCAUGACGGAGCCUCUGUCUGGCAGCCUGAGGGAAGCAGGUAACUCCAAUGACAAGUCAACACAAGAAGUCAUAAACAGAAUAAAGAAGAAUGUGGAGCGCAAGGAGGAGUUCCUGAAGAGGCCAAACCAGCCCAUCUGGCUGCCGGCCAGCAAGGCGCCCACCAUACACACAGAUUAUCACGUCAACCCACAGAAGUUCCAGCGACCGUUAUGGCCGCCACCAGCAGCACAGACACCUCCCUCCCCUGGCUCAAUAACCAAGGCCCUCUCAUGCCUUGCAGGGAGCAAGCAAGCAAAGUCUGAUGACCCCAGUGAAGGCUCAGGACAGUCAGAAUCAGACAAGAAGUCUAGUGAAGAUGCAGAGAAUCAGGCUCCAGUGCAGGAAGCCUCCCUGGUCCCCCGCUCACUCGUGGGCAACUCCGUGCCCAAGCCUUAUGUGGGGAGCAGCCCAGAGACUAGUCAGGCAAACUCCAGGUAUGGGAAAGGCUUCACCACGACACUCUCCCGCAUCCAGGAGAACAUCCCCAUCCCUGAGCAUGGCUCCACGUCCUCACUGGCCAGCCGUUCUGGGGGGACCAACUCCAGCACUCCCACCGGCAGUGAAAGGUCCUUCUCUGCUGGAAUUCUGCGUCCUGUUCCUCUGGCGUGGGUUGGGGACAACGAACGCAUAAAGCAACUGCAGAUUGUCUCCAAGAGGGCCAAGCAGUUUGAAAGCAGCAAGCUGGAGAAGGAAUCCCCGACCAAGUCGGCCUUCCACCGCUUUGAGCUGUCCCGACUCUCCCAGCGCUCAAAGAUCCCCAACGUGGCUCAGAGGAAGCAGGAAUUUGAGAAGAAAGACAGCGAACAAAACUCCCCCAGUUUUGAGUUUGAGUUUGGCACGCAGUACAGUAAUGCCCCAAGGCAGCGCAAGAGCGCCGAGCUGGUGCGCAGUGUUGUGGUGUCCCGGGAGCUGUCCCCCUCACCCCCCAAGGUGUUUAGGUCCCUCUCUGAUGGAGGAACAGUCUUCCCUGUCAGCAGGCACCUCUAUGCUGCGGGGUAUGACGAGGGAACUCCCCCUCCUACAAGCGAGGAGGAGGAGACCGUGCGGCUGUGCAUGAACAGAGUGAUCCCCAUCGGAGGGCCUCACAUCCACUGCCAGCCCCCGCCUCACAUGGCCGGAAACAGACCCCAGAGUGACUCAGACGUGCUUGAGAGAGAGCGAUCCAACUCGGUGUGCUCCCAGGCCUCCAUGACCAGCCUGUGGUCCACCCAGUCCAUGGACGAGAGCAGCACCACGCGACAGAAGGGCAUCACUCGACAAAACUCGUACCUGAGCGCCGUUCACUCCCCGCUGCCUUACGGAGAGUUAGCGAAGCAGCGCGGGGAGGCUAACGCCCCAGCCGCCCCCAACGAGACAACCGCCACCUCCUCCACCACCACCUCCACCUCCACCCCUCCACCCUACCCAUCCCCCGCCGAUGGUCACGCUCCCCGCCCCAAACGCCCCACCUUCCUCCCCAUCAAGAACCAUGCCCGCCCCGCCCUCACUGCCAAUGACAAGCAGUCCCCCGUCGGGCCUGGCAAGGGGCUGGAGGAGAGAUCGCAUGCGUCCCUCCCCCCUGCCAGGAGCGCCACUCAGAGAACAGCCUCAUGCUCGUCCCUCGGCAGCCUGCCCCAUAGCAUGUACCAGCUCCCUGCAGUGCCGACACCUACGGUGCCGACCUCGAGUGCCGGCACCGUGGCAGGCAUCACCGUGGUGACGUCAGCAACCACCUCCACGGGCGCCACCACCACCACCACCGCCGCCUCCACCGCCACCGUCAGCACCAGCAACGCGCGAGGCCCCGCGGCAGCCAACGACGCCCUGGUCUCGCGGCGGAACAAGGCUCUCUAUGGUGAGUUUUUGAGGCGUGGUUCAGGUGCGCCUGUGUUGCAACGCUCGCACUCCAGGGAGGAAGGGGAGCGGCUGGUGCGGCGAGUGUCCUACCUCAAGGCGACGUCCGGGGACCGCAUGUACCCCGAUUCCGACCUUGACUCCGACACCGACGACAGAAGCGGGGUCCGCGUGGGCGUGCCGACGGAGGCUGACGGUGUGGAGUGCGUGACGCCCCACACCCCCGGGGGCCGCCUGCUGCUGGGACACCCCCCCUCCCCCGACUCGGUCCAGUCAGCAGUGGUCCGCCAGGGCACCCUGCACGUCAAGCUGACCCACGUGGACGGCAAGAGGGCUGCUGACCGCUCGUGGAAGGCGGUGUGGGCGGUGAUGCAAGGGCGCGCCAUCAUUUUCUACAAGGACCGACAACACGCCAUGCAGACGCCCUUGGGAGUUGAGGAUCAGAUAUCCCUUCGUGGGGCUGAGGUGGAGGUGGCAAGCGACUACACCAAGCGUCGAAAUGUCUUGCGUCUUGCCACCCCUGGGGGCUCCCAGCUCCUCCUGCAGGCAGACACUCCCCCAGAGAUGUUUGCCUGGCUUUCUUCCCUUCAAAACAACUGUGCCACACAGGAUGGUGAAGGAGACAGCAAGGCCCCCAUGAACAACAACAUCUCACCCCAAACUGGCAACAAGGCGAUGAGGAAGCUGACAUCCCUGAGGACCCGCUCCCCCACCGGCCAGUCCCCGUCCAUCAAGACUCGCAAGCCCGGCAGUGUGGAGAGCAAUACUUCGCCAAAAUCAAAAACAUGGAGGGGUCAUCUGAAGAGGCCCUUCAUGAAGAAAGUACAAAGUGGGUCCCCAGCAGCUACUCCCACAAUGCCACUGCCAGAGGGAGCAACCAUUGGAGUGUGCCUGGAGGACUGUCCACAGUCACAUGACAAUGAGUUUGUUCCCCUGCUCGUGUCACUGUGUGUGGGCGUGGUGGAGAGUCGAGGGCUGCAGACGCAGGGCAUCUACCGCAUCCCCGGCAACAAGGCUUCUGUCACGUAUCUCACCGAGAUGAUCAACAGGGAUGCAAAAUCAAUUGACUAUGACGACUCAAGGUGGUGUGACGUCAAUGUGAUAUCCAGCAUGUUGAAGCAAUUCUUUCAAAAGUUGCCUGACCCUCUCUUUACCUGUGAACUCUAUCCACUCUUCAUCGAGGCGAGUAAAGUUGAUGAUCCAAAACAAAGGAUGCUGGAGUUGAAAAAAUUGGUUCAUGAAUUGCCAGACCAUCAUUAUGAGACUCUUCGAUUCCUCAUAAUGCAUCUAAACAAUAUUGUGACCAACUCCGACACCAAUAAGAUGGAUGUGCGUAACCUGGCCAUUGUGUUCGGGCCGACAUUGGUCCGCUCAGGCGACGACAACAUGGUUACGAUGGUCACAGACAUGUCCCAUCAGUGCCGCAUCGUGGAAACUCUCAUCAGCUACGCCAAUUGGUUCUUCAUGGAGGAUGAAGGAGAAGAGUUUUCACCUCCUCUCCUUGAGCCUGCAAUGAGUCUGAGUCCUGCUGCUGAUAGCUUUCCGAUGCCCCCUGAGCUGGAUACACCCUCAAGCCAGGCCCUCUUGCUUCACAACAUCCCAAAAGUUGAAGGUAACAUUAAGGGAGACAUGAAGAAAGAUAUUGUCUCCUCUAUCAUAUCUGCAGCAAACAGAAAAGUUCACAAAGGAAGGCAGAAGAAGGCUCAAGAAGACAAGCCAGUGGAUGAGUCAAAAUUCAGUGACAGAGACGGGGGCUUUGAGGAGCGGGACAUUGACAAGGAGGCCGAGCUGAGGAAGCAGCGGCUCAUGGCCAAGGAGAUGGAGCACAUGGUGGAGUUGCCGGACCCUAAACCAAUGAGUGAGCGGAAGAUCUCAAACAUGAGUCUUAUGAGUGUUCAGAGUCACAUGUCUGGUGGAUCUAAUGUGUCACAACAUGAAGGUGAAAGGACUAGUGGCAGUGGUUACAAGUUAGGCCUCCCUGUGGAUGAUCCUAGGUUAUAUUCCAUCGUGAAAAAGGAGGAACUUGCCUCCCCUCCAGUUCCAUUGACAUUGCCUUCCAAUGCGCCCACCAUGGCUGCUGCUGCAGCCAGUCAACAGUCUAGUCAGUUUACUCCUGAAACGUCCUCACUUUUUGGAGAUGAAGUGGCUAUUCGUUCCUAUGCCGGCCUCAGUGCAAGCACACAGGAGCGAAUACGCAGAUUUGAGAUGGAGACCCGUGCGAUGCUCCACCGCGACCUGACCAGACACCGGCGGGAGACCGAGAGGAGAGACGUGGAGCGGCAGAGGUUGGAGGAGCUGUGGCAGCGCGCCAAGCAGGACAUGGAAUCAGAGGACAUUUUGGACCAGCUAGCUGACAAUCCCACAGAGGUUGUCCGCAAGAUCUCUGACUACUCAUGGCGACUGCAAGGCUUGAGUGAGAAUGUAGGACAGCGAGGGUCACUAGCUUCCCAGGGCUCCACCACUAGCCCCCAGGCUGUCCUCUCUGCAGCCCUCUCUCACCAUCCCCUCUCUAACACCUCAUUUACACCCACCACUAAUGCCACUACCCAGGUACCUAACAACCACUUACAUCCACCUACUAUUAAGAUAGUCAAUGAGCCCACGGCUGGGAAAGCUAACGAUUCCAAUGAGUACAGGCAUGGCAUGCUACAGCAGAACUCACUUGCUUGGCUUGAUUACAACACAGCUUCACCACACAGCACUCUUGGGUCUACAUCUUCAUCCAGUAGCUCAGGUUAUGGCAGUCUAACCCGUCCAUCCCACUCAACUAACCGAGGUGAGACAGAGGAUACUACUUCUGCAAGGGCCGCUGAUGAAGCCUUUUCCCUUGAGCCAUCUGUUGCUCUCCCAAAGUCUGGCUCCACCUCACAACACUCUUCCCCCUCAAAUACUAAAAAGAAAAAAUCAAGCAAAGGCUCUGGUUUCUUCUUUGGCUUAGCCUCCUCAUCCUCGUCACCUUCCCUCUUCCCCUCAAUGGCUGAGGCUGCUGCUGAACUAACGCCAACGCGUAAAAUUGGCCAAACAACUAUUUAUCCUGAAAGUCCUCGUCCUCCCCCCAGCAACAAGUCUCACCUGUCCUCACAGUCUCAACUCACUGUUCCCGGAUCAACACUAACCCCCCAACCUAACAAUCCUGUCCAAGGCCGACAUAAAGACUCUAUCCUCCAUCACAUCCUACCCAGCCGCCUUUACCAUUCCCCCCGCCCCCUGCGCCGAGGGUCUUCCGCUGAGAACGUGACUCAGCCACUCAUCAACCCUACCUCCCCUUCCACCUUUGACACCCAGAAGGUCGUGAAUAAUGGCACUCUGAAGAGGGCCAGAACCAGCAGGGAACAGAUUUUGAAUGGUCCUGAGGCAGCAAUGCCGAGAUGUGGCUCAUUGGAUUCCCUACGCGAUGGCCCUCAUGUUCCACAUGAUGACGGCAGUGACCUAUUGAGUGCCAUCACUGCCACCUUCGAAGAAAAAAUGCGCAGCCUCCAGGAGUCUCCGUUGGGCCUCACUGCCUCAGACGGCAACGACUCCAGCAGCAGCAGCAGCAGCAGCAGCCAAGACUCUUCCCCCGAGGAGCCGCCACACCACCCAGAGCAGUUAGCCAGAGGGAGCUCCGGCUGCCGCCUCUAUCGUGACCCUUCCCUUCACCGCCGCCGCACCAGCCCACGCACCUCAGUCACCAGCCCCACCACUGUUCCUGUUGCCGCUGCCACCGCCACUCCAUCUCAUAUCUCCCAAAUUGAAGACAAUCAAUCAAGUAGCUUAAAAGAGAGUGACAAUAAGAUUCUGAGUGAAGAGGUAAAGCCUGGAGUGAAAGUAAAGCGAUCAGAUUCCUUAACAAAAUCUGAAAAAACUGAAAAUAAUCUAAAAGAAAAAACUGAGAAAAGAGCUCGAGAACUAAAGCGAACAGACACUCAGGAGAGUCUCAAUGAAAAAAGACCAAAGGAAAUGAAGCGCUCAGACCUUCUGGAGGGGCGGGAAAGGCUUCAGGAGCCUCCCAGGAAGUCAGACAUGAAGGAAAACAUUUCUGCCCCUCCCAGACGUUCCUCAGACAUCAGAAGUCGACGGCACAAUGUGAAGGAACUAAAAGAGAAAUUUGAGCAGAACACCAACAACCAAGCAAAUUCCAGUCCCAUGAAGCCCUCCAACAACCUUUAUGGGAACAGCAGCAGCAGCAUGAACAAGGGGAGCAAAGCAGCCAUGAGACGGACGGGUUACCGCGGCCCCAUCAAACGUCGGCACACCGUGGGCGGCACUAAGGACUUGGCCAAGUGGGCGUGGCUACACAGUGUCGAGGUGUCCAAGAGUGCACUGCGAGCCACCAGACUCACUGCCUGGGAGCGGCUGCAGCCCCUCGUUGUGGAUGAGCGACUCAACACGGACAGAUCCCUGGAGGCCUGGCUGACCCACGAACGAAUCAGGACUUCCUCACCUGACUUGUCCAGACCGCAGCAGCUCGUGUUGCCGCCCUACAUUGUGGGAGACAAGGAGAACCUCCACCGCCGCCUCAGUGUACAGGAAGCAACACUGAAUCCUCUCUAUCCUGUACUUGAGAGUCAUGUUUAAUGGUGGUUGAAGCAGCCAAUGCAUUUCUUUAUCUUUGACUCACCAGAACUGACCUACCACUGUGUGUGUGUAUGUGUGUGUGUGUAUGUGUGUGUGUGUGUGUGUGUAUGCAAUGUGAUCAGACUGUGUACAUGUACAAUAACGUGCGUUGGAAUAACGAGAGGGGUAAUGAACAGUGCUGUGAUUAUUCGUAUUAGAUAUCGUUUUAAAAAGCAUAUCACUGUAAAUAUAAAUAUCUAUAUAAAUAUAUUGAAAUAUCAUGAGCACAUUAUGUACAGGAUAAACAUUCGUAACUCGCCUUGUAAAUAGAAAUUUUAUAGGUUAUACAUAUGUCAUUGCAUUUCAUUUGUAUAAUAUUCAAAUAUGAAUAUAUUGCAUAACUGUAACAGUUUUAUUAGCUUUGGGUACACCAUGCCAGUCUUGCAAAGCAAGAAUUACAUGUUGCAUGGUUAGGGAAGCAAAUCAUGCAUGAAGUAAACACAUGCAGUAAGUCUGUCUUGAGGAUACAGGGAUGAGAGCAAACCAUUUCAAGAUUAGUGAGCUGCUUGUGAAAAUAUUGCAUGUUUGAUGGCAAAUUUGAAGAAUUACAUUCACUUUCAUCCAAUACUACAUAGAAUAAUUGGAAUAGAAUGAUUUGACGUCCUAGUUUCAAGUCAGAAAUUAUUUUUUAAUAACACAGGUAGGUUGCCAGCUACUGCAGUACAUUAAAGCUAAGACCUCAUAAGAAUAGAUUACAAUUGUUUACCAUUGAAGCCUUUUAACAUUUAUUUCAGCUGAAUAAACAUUGUUCAUGGUU
Eriocheir sinensis (Chinese mitten crab) is the source of this 8660-nucleotide messenger RNA. RefSeq lists its product as uncharacterized. The record is from RefSeq and is a predicted model, not a curated record. Lineage: Eukaryota; Metazoa; Arthropoda; Malacostraca; Decapoda; Varunidae. Gene Ontology annotation, biological process: signal transduction. Gene Ontology annotation, molecular function: protein binding; phospholipid binding. Bases 428 to 7864 code for a protein of 2478 amino acids. The transcript has 25 exons.